GUAUGAACUGCGCCUUGGAACUCUCUAAAUAGGAGGAAGAAAUUUUUAUUUUAGAUAACUCCAGGCAGCGUAUAUUUGAGAACUCAAAAUGCCAACUGAGAGUCUUGGAGAAUACAUGGACAAAUCAAGAUACAAUCCUGUAUAUAGUCAGGAUGGUCAAGGCCAACCUGCUCCCAGAAUGCCAUUGACUGCUGAAGAGAUAAAUGUCCUGAAAGAGUGCAAUAGAGAGGCCUUCUGGUACAGAUGUGUGCCUUUUAGUGCAACCAUGGUUUUCAUGACCCAUUAUGCAGUAAACAGAGGCCAUCUUAAAGGACAUCCUAAAUUUGGUGCCUUGGGUAAAGGUUUGGGUGCAGCAUUGCUAGGGUUCAUAGCAGGUAAAAUAUCAUACCAAGAUGAAUGCAAAAAGAAGAUUCUGCGAUUAGAGAAUAGCCCCCUAGCUGAAUCUAUAAGACGAAGGCAACGUGGUGCUGAGAGUCAGAUCGCUACAGGUUCAAUUCCAUCAUUUGGAGGGGGGAGUGUAGACCAAGGUGCCUCAGAAGCAGAGAGCAUGAGACUGGGUCUUGAGAUGACACAACGUACACAAGAAUUAGAUGAAUCCAAGAGACCCAGUCUAGAUACAGAUGUUUCUUUUGUGGAUCGUGAAAGACAGUCAGUGGCGCCUGCUCAACCAUACCAAACUUAUGACAUGCUGCGGCAAAGAAAUCGGGAUGAAUACAAUACAAAGCAUUUACCUUCACAAUCCAAACCUUCUGAAUCUUUUAGUCAACAACCAUUUGUUUCCCAACCUGGGUCAUAUGGUUCCCAACCUGGGUCAUAUGGUUCCCAACCUGGGUCAUAUGGUUCCCAACCUGGGUCAUAUGGUUCCCAACCCGGUUCAUAUGGUUCCCAACCCGGGUCAUAUGGUUCCCAACCUGGGUAUGCUUCUCAAUCUGGAUCAUUUGGGAGAGAGGAUAGAGAAGGUAGACAGGGCAAAGCAACAUCAUUUAGUUCAGGUAGAAAGAAUGAAUAUGGAGAUGAUACAGAUUAGUAUUCUUUUUGCAUAGAAUAACUAUUGAUGCAUCUGGGAUUAAAAGGGUCACAUUGGCCUGCACUACCAUAUACACUUGUACUGUCAGAAAUGUCUUAACUGGGAAGGACUUAUUUAUAUACUAGAUAUAGACUCAUGGAUAUUUUUUACAAGUGUCACCCUGCACUAACUUUUCAUCAAGUUGGACUUCCACUUUUCAUGCAGCCUAUGCCUAUUUUAUGGUUUCGUUAGGAUGGCAUCAUUGUUCUCACAUAGUCCUCUUGCUGGAUCAGGAAGAUUCAGGGAAAUAAAAAACUGUCAUUUCUUUUUAACGUUGAAAACAUUAAAAUGGAUUGUGACUGUUUAAAUAAAUAACAAAUGUUUCCUCGGAAUUAUGUGUUGAAUAAUCAUACUGUAUAAAAUUCAACACGAUGCAUGUUUAUAUCUUUCUGGCAGUAAGGAUCCCAUGCACAUGGCAUAUUCAAAAUUUGGCUGAAUGAGAGAUAUAUAUGUAUGCCUUGUACACAGGGAGAUAUGCCGAGUACUAAAAUAGAACUCAUGGCAUUUUAGCGCCAAUUGAGUACUCAUUUCAGUAAAUA
This is a messenger RNA of Owenia fusiformis, 1605 nucleotides long. Lineage: Eukaryota; Metazoa; Annelida; Polychaeta; Sabellida; Oweniidae. The record is from the annotation of a GenBank genome assembly.